UGCACUUGGUUCGAGUGUGUCAGCAUGAUGGUGAUUCUACUGAACUGUGUUACCCUGGGGAUGUACCAGCCUUGUGAUGAUAUGGACUGCCUCAAUGACCGGUGCAAGAUCUUGCAGGUAUUUGAUGAUUUCAUCUUCAUCUUCUUUGCAAUGGAGAUGGUGCUGAAGAUGGUGGCCCUUGGGAUCUUUGGCAGGAAGUGUUACCUUGGAGACACCUGGAACCGCCUGGAUUUCUUCAUUGUGAUGGCUGGGAUGGUGGAAUAUUCCCUGGACCUCCAAAACAUUAACUUAUCUGCAAUCCGUACUGUCCGUGUCCUGAGGCCCCUCAAAGCCAUCAACCGGGUGCCUAGCAUGCGAAUCCUGGUGAAUUUGCUCCUGGACACUCUGCCCAUGCUGGGGAAUGUUCUGCUUCUCUGCUUCUUUGUCUUCUUCAUCUUUGGCAUCAUCGGCGUACAGCUGUGGGCUGGUCUGCUCAGAAACCGCUGUUUCAUGGAGGAGAACUUCACAAUACAAGGCGACAUCAUUCUUCCCCCCUACUACCAACCCGAGGAGGACGAUGAGAUGCCCUUCAUCUGCUCCCUGUCAGGAGAUAAUGGCAUCAUGGGGUGUCAUGAGAUCCCCCCGCUGAAGGAGAGGGGCCAUGAGUGCUGCCUGGACAAGGAUGACUAUUAUUACUACAACUCCAUCCGGCAGGAGUUCAAUGUCAGCGGCGUGUGCGUCAACUGGAACCAAUACUACAACGUGUGCCGCACAGGCAAUGCCAACCCACAUAAGGGUGCCAUCAACUUUGACAAUAUCGGCUACGCCUGGAUCGUUAUAUUUCAGGUGAUCACACUGGAAGGGUGGGUGGAGAUCAUGUAUUAUGUGAUGGAUGCUCAUUCGUUCUACAACUUUAUCUACUUUAUCUUGCUGAUAAUCGUGGGCUCUUUCUUCAUGAUCAACCUGUGCCUGGUGGUCAUAGCCACUCAGUUCUCUGAGACCAAGCAACGGGAGCACCAGCUGAUGCAGGAACAGCGAGCACGGUACUUGUCCUCCAGCACUGUAGCCAGCUACACUGAACCAGGAGACUGCUACGAGGAGAUCUUCCAGUAUGUCUGCCACAUCGUGCGCAAAGCCAAACGUCGCACACUUAGCCUCUACAACAGCCUGCAGGACCAACGCCAGGGCCGGAUGGAGCCAGGCAGUGCCAAGCUUGGUGUGAACGGGAAAGGACAGAGACGCUAUAGGCAUUGCCAGAAACACAACUCUCUCGAAUACACUCCUCAUGCCCUCAUCCAGCCCAUUGCUGUGACCCUGACCUCUGACCCCAACAACUGCCCCAGAUGUCACAGAGUGCAGCGUGAGGCAGCCCGGAGGCUCUCCAUCCUGGACAGUGCUGAUUCGGACCAGGAGGAAGGAGCGGCCAGUGAAGAGCAAAGAGAAAGAAGAAGAGGAAGCGAAGGUGCCACAGAUCUGGAGAAGGAGGAAGAGGAGGGGGAAGAGGGCGGAUGGCUGAGGCUCUGCGAUGACCUGUGGCGAGAAGUGAGGGUCAAACUAAGGGGGAUUGUGGACAGCAAGUACUUCAACCGUGGGAUCAUGAUAGCCAUCCUAGUGAACACCAUCAGCAUGGGCAUUGAGCACCAUGAACAGCCAGAAGAACUGACCAACAUCUUGGAGAUCAGCAAUGUUGUGUUCACCAGCAUGUUUGCCCUGGAGAUGAUCCUGAAACUCGCUGCGUUUGGCCUCUUUGAUUACCUCCGCAAUCCCUACAACAUCUUCGACAGCAUCAUUGUCAUCAUCAGCAUCUGGGAGAUCAUUGGCCAGUCAGAUGGGGGGCUGUCAGUGCUGAGAACUUUCCGCCUCCUGCGGGUGCUGAAGCUUGUGCGUUUCAUGCCUGCUCUGCGACGCCAGCUGGUGGUGCUGAUGAAGACCAUGGACAAUGUGGCCACCUUCUGUAUGCUCCUUAUGCUCUUCAUCUUUAUAUUCAGCAUCCUGGGAAUGCACAUCUUUGGGUGCAAAUUCAGCCUCCGGACAGACACCGGAGACACUGUCCCUGACCGGAAGAAUUUCGACUCCUUGCUCUGGGCCAUCGUCACUGUGUUCCAGAUCCUGACCCAGGAGGACUGGAAUGUUGUGCUGUAUAAUGGCAUGGCCUCCACCUCACCAUGGGCAUCCCUUUACUUUGUGGCCCUCAUGACCUUUGGCAACUAUGUCCUCUUCAAUCUGCUGGUGGCUAUCCUAGUGGAGGGCUUCCAGGCUGAGGGUGAUGCCAACCAGUCGUACUCGGACGAAGAUCAGAGUUCAUCGAACAUGGAGGAAUUUGACAAAUUCCUGAACAGCCGGGAUGGCUCAGAUCCCAGGCUCUGUGCAAUUCCCAUGACCCCAAAUGGACACCUUGACCCCACCCUACCUUCUUCCAACCAGCCAGUGGCAGCUGGUGGGGUCACAAGUUCUGCCCAGAAUUCCCUGCAGCCAGACCAGAUCCUCAUUGCCUUGGGUUCCAGGAAGAGCAGUGUGAUGUCACUGGGGAGAAUGACCUACGACCAGAGGUCACUGUCUAGCUCUCGCAGUUCUCAUUAUGGUGCAUGGGGCCGCAGCGGGACCUGGGGGAGCCGUCGUUCCAGCUGGAACAGCCUGGCUCGGGGACACAGCCUAAAACACAAGCCUCCAUCUGCCGAGCAUGAAUCUUUGCUGUCUGGGGAAAGGCACAGGGUGGCGGAUGGAGAACGAGAGGGAAUGGGAAGGGCCCCUCAUCACCGGCGGACACUCUCUCUGGACACCAAAGAUUCCUGUGAUCUGGUGGAGCUGACGUCAUCAGUUCCAUCCAGUCACAGGGCAGUGAGGAAGUUGGGUGUGGCUCUGGACACCAGCGAGCACCAGGACUGCAAUGGCAAAAUGCCCAAUAUCGCUAAGGAGAUUUUCCCGCAGAUGGACAACCGCAAGGAACGUGGAGAGGAUGAGGAGGAGAUAGACUAUAGCCUGUGUUUCCGCAUCCGGAAGAUGAUGGAUGUCUACAAGCCAGACUGGUGUGAGACACGGGAGGAUUGGUCCAUCUACCUCUUCUCUCCACAAAACAGGUUCCGCAUCCUCUGCCAAACCAUCAUUGCUCACAAGCUCUUUGACUACGUUGUUCUGGCCUUCAUCUUCCUGAACUGCAUCACCAUUGCCCUGGAGAGACCACAGAUCGAGCAUCGGAGCACGGAGAGAAUCUUUCUCACCGUAUCCAACUACAUUUUCACAGCAAUCUUCGUAGCUGAGAUGACACUAAAGGUGGUCUCUCUAGGCCUAUAUUUUGGGGACGAGGCCUAUCUCCGCAGCAGCUGGAACAUCCUAGAUGGCUUCUUGGUCUUUGUGUCCCUCAUUGACAUUGUGGUGUCAGUGGCCUCUGCUGGAGGAGCUAAAAUUUUGGGGGUGCUCCGGGUCCUCCGACUGCUGCGCACACUACGUCCUCUCAGGGUCAUCAGCCGUGCCCCAGGCCUGAAGCUGGUGGUGGAGACACUCAUCUCAUCCCUCAAACCCAUUGGGAACAUUGUCCUCAUUUGCUGUGCCUUCUUCAUCAUCUUUGGCAUCCUGGGUGUGCAGCUCUUCAAGGGGAAGUUCUACCACUGCCUCGGGGUUGACAUCCGUAACAUCACCAACAGGUCUGACUGUGUGGCCGCCAAUUACAAGUGGGUACACCAAAAGUACAACUUUGACAACCUUGGACAGGCCCUGAUGUCCCUCUUCGUUCUGGCCUCCAAAGAUGGUUGGGUCAAUAUUAUGUAUAAUGGACUAGAUGCUGUGGCUGUUGACCAGCAGCCAGUGACCAACAACAAUCCCUGGAUGCUCCUUUACUUCAUCUCAUUCCUCCUCAUUGUCAGCUUCUUCGUACUCAACAUGUUUGUGGGGGUGGUGGUGGAGAACUUCCACAAGUGCCGACAGCACCAGGAGGCAGAGGAGGCACGCCGGCGGGAGGAGAAGCGCCUGAGGCGCCUGGAGAAGAAGCGCAGGAAGGCGCAGCGCUUGCCGUAUUAUGCCACCUACUGCUCUGUCCGCCUCCUCAUCCAUUCGGUCUGCACCAGCCACUACUUGGACAUCUUCAUCACCUUCAUCAUCUGCCUCAACGUCGUCACCAUGUCCCUGGAGCACUACAACCAGCCAGUGUCUCUUGAGACUGCCCUGAAGUACUGCAACUACAUGUUCACCACAGUCUUUGUGCUGGAGGCAGUUCUGAAGCUGGUGGCGUUUGGACUGCGGCGAUUCUUCAAAGACCGGUGGAACCAGCUGGACCUGGCCAUUGUGCUGCUAUCUGUCAUGGGCAUCACGCUGGAGGAGAUUGAAAUCAAUGCAGCUCUUCCCAUCAACCCCACUAUCAUCCGCAUCAUGAGGGUGCUGCGCAUUGCCCGGGUGCUGAAGCUGCUGAAGAUGGCGACAGGAAUGCGGGCGUUACUGGACACAGUUGUGCAAGCUCUACCGCAGGUGGGGAACCUCGGACUGCUCUUCAUGCUCCUCUUUUUCAUCUACGCUGCUCUAGGAGUGGAGCUCUUUGGGAAGCUGGUGUGCAAUGACGAGAAUCCCUGUGAGGGCAUGAGCCGCCAUGCCACGUUUGAGAACUUUGGGAUGGCCUUCCUCACGCUCUUCCAAGUCUCCACUGGCGACAACUGGAAUGGAAUCAUGAAGGAUACCCUGCGGGACUGCACCCAUGAUGACCGGAGUUGCCUCAGCAACCUGCAGUUCAUCUCACCGCUCUACUUUGUCAGCUUCGUGCUCACAGCACAAUUCGUCCUCAUCAACGUGGUGGUAGCUGUGCUCAUGAAACACCUCGAUGACAGCAACAAGGAGGCGCAGGAGGAUGCAGAAAUGGAUGCCGAGAUUGAGCUUGAGAUGGCACAUGGGCUCUGCCCCCGCAGCGUGAGCUCCCAUAGCUCAGGACAGGGUGGAGGAGAUGGGAGAGUGGACCCUGAGGGACGUCUGUGCAUGCGAUGUUUCUCUCCAGCACAGGAGAACUUAUGGCUGGACAGUGUCUCUUUAAUUAUUAAGGACUCCUUCGACGGGGAGUUAAUGAUCAUCGAUAACCUAUCGGGCUCCGUCUUCCAUCAUUACUCCUCGCCGGCCAUGUGCGAGAAGUGUAACCAUGACAAGCAAGAGGUUCAGCUCGCUGAAAUGGAAGCCUUAUCCCUCAACUCAGACAAGUCUUCUUCCAUCCUGCUAGGGGAUGAUUUAGACAAUCGCAGCAUCUGUCAGUUGAGUCCUAAGGAGACCAAGCAGGAUGGCCAGAACAGUCCUGACUCCAUGGACAUGGGAGAUUUGGGGGAAUGUUUCUUCCCAUUAACAACGACAGGUGCUUCUCCAACUCCGGGAAGUUGCUUGUGUGAAAUGGAGAAAAUCCCUUUCAACCCCGUCCAGUCCUGGCUGAAGCAUGAGAGUAGUCAAGUUCCCCCCAGACCCUUCUCUCCAGAUACAUCCAGGCCACUGUUACCUGUACCAGCGGAGUUUUUCCACCCAGCCAUCUCUGCCACCCAGACUGGGCAGGAGAAGGUUUCCUGUCCAGGCAGCCUUCCUAAAAUCUCUCUGCAGGGUUCAUGGGCAUCACUGCGAUCCUCAAGUGUGAACUGCUCACUACUCCACCAGGCCACGGAGAGUGACACCUCCCUCGAUGACAGCAGGAGCAGUAGCUCAGAAAGCAGCUUGCAGACCACCCUGGAGGACAGCUUGAACCUUAGCGACUCUCCCCAGUGCACCCUGGAUCUCCCAGUGGCACUGUGCCCGAUGCCAACGGCUGCCACCCAAAGAACCAUGGCAGCUCCGCUUUCCCCUGCAUCCCGGAGGCGGAACCUGCGAGGCCGCGGGAUAUUCAGCCUGCAGAACAUCAGGCGGCAUCAGCGGAGCCACAGCAGCGGAGGGAGCACAAGCCCUGGCUGCACUCAUCAUGACUCCAUGGACCCUUCUGACGAGGAGGGCGCGGGUAGCAGCCUGAGGGGUGGCAACAACAGCGAGCAGUCAGAGACCCUCAGCAGCCUCUCCCUGACAUCCCUUUUCUCCCCACCCCCACCACCCCCGGGCCGGGCGCUUGUGAAGAAGUGCAACAGCACAAGCAGCCUCAACGCCAACCUCUCCUCCCGAGGGCCCAUCACCAACGAAGCCAAGCCGUUCUACUCAGUUGACCCCCGGGGGUUCCUCUCCAUGCCCUCCUGGGUGACGGACUUCUGCAAGGACACCCCCUCACCAGGUGAUGGUGAGGAGUCAGACAGCCCCGAUAAACUGGGGACGGCAGACCGCAGCUCUCCACUCCCUUCUGAGCUGGAGUUGGGCAAUGGAGUCAGCAAGAGGAACAGAUGAGGGUCCCUGGGGUAGGGAGGGGAGCGAGCAGCGUG
Messenger RNA from Gopherus flavomarginatus (Mexican gopher tortoise), 6332 nucleotides. It is a transcript of the gene CACNA1I, whose product is annotated as calcium voltage-gated channel subunit alpha1 I. Gene Ontology annotation, biological process: membrane depolarization during action potential; sodium ion transmembrane transport; positive regulation of calcium ion-dependent exocytosis. NCBI's taxonomy places the organism in Eukaryota, Metazoa, Chordata, Testudines, Testudinidae. Gene Ontology annotation, molecular function: voltage-gated sodium channel activity; low voltage-gated calcium channel activity. Bases 25 to 6297 code for a protein of 2090 amino acids. Gene Ontology annotation, cellular component: voltage-gated sodium channel complex; plasma membrane; voltage-gated calcium channel complex. The transcript is spliced from 35 exons. The record is from RefSeq and is a predicted model, not a curated record.